Molecule: messenger RNA, 6759 nt
Organism: Drosophila erecta
Lineage: Eukaryota; Metazoa; Arthropoda; Insecta; Diptera; Drosophilidae
Product: netrin-B
Exons: 8
Coding region: 760-3159 (799 amino acids)
Molecular function (GO): protein binding
Source: RefSeq, a predicted model, not a curated record
AAACAGUUUCGACCGAGCGUUUGCCAGGUAAACAACGUUGAGCGGCGCAAGCGAGCGAUUUUGAGACGAUUCCGUGGCGAUUUCGAGGCAGUACGAAAUCGAAUUCAACCGAAGUGCGCGUCGGGCCUUCGUUGUUGUUUUUUUUUUCAGUUACACUCUGUUGUUUGAGAGUGCGAGAGUGAGCGAGAUAGAGAACGAGAGUGGGAGUGGUGCGACAAGGAAGGAGCACCAGCCUCCUUUGAAUAAUCAGUGCGCCUGGACGAGAGAAUCGAAACGAAUCGGAACGAAACGAAACGAAACGAGAGGAAACAAGACUUCGCAGGACCUUUUUUGGGGGCAAUUGGCGCGAGGACGUCGCCGCGACGAACAGAAACACGCUGGCCGUUGACCGAGUGGCAACGCAGCCCGGAGAAUCGGCUUUGGGAUUGAAGAAUUCCCCUACUUUUUAACAAGAAUCAAGACUAUCGUAUCGUAUUUCGUAUUAUCGUAUCGCAACGCAUCGAAUCGCAUCGGAUAGACUGAGACCAAAACUGAGACUGAGAAUUGGCAGCUGUUGCAUGCUGUUGCGGCAGACUCAGUGACGCCGCGGGUGACGUCGCCGCGUCUUGUUUUUGUUGUUUGUUUGUUUGGUGACCCCGACGCGAAUCGAUCCUCGCGAGAGUGUGACCGAGACAGCAAUAUAUACACAUAAUCCUCUGAGAAACAAUUGAAGAAACAGUGCAAGAGAGAAAGAGUACGAGGUAUUUCGCAUUCGAGCCAAUGGUCAGAGCGACAGGGACAAGGAUGGGCCUGCUCCUGCCCGUAAUCCUGGCACUGGCCAUCGGAUCUUUGGCCGCCGGCAUAUCCUCCAAUGAUCCCUGCUACUUCGAGGGCAAGCCGCGCAAGUGUCUGCCCAGUUUCGUGAAUGCCGCCUAUGGAAAUCCCGUCCAGGCAUCCAGCGUUUGUGGCGCCCAACAGCCGGAGCGGUACUGCGAACUGCUGCGCGACGGAAAUGCCGGCGAGUGCCGCUCAUGCGAACAGCAGCGGUACGGUCCGGCGGCAUUGACCGAUCUGAAUAAUCCCAGUAAUGUGACCUGCUGGCGAUCGGGUGCCGUGAAUGUGCCCCACGACCCGGACAGUGCGCCGCCGGAUAAUGUGACCCUAACCUUGUCGCUGGGCAAGAAGUACGAGCUGACCUACAUAUCGUUGUCCUUUUGUCCCCGCUCGCCGCGUCCCGAUUCGCUGGCCAUAUUCAAGAGUUCGGAUUUCGGACAGACCUGGCAACCCUUCCAGUUCUACAGCUCACAGUGUCAGAAGUUCUAUGGACGGCCGGAUCGAGCCAAGAUCUCCAAGUUCAAUGAGCAGGAGGCAAGAUGCAUUAAUUCGCAGCACGAUACGGGCGGAGCUGCCCAGCGAUUUGCCUUCAAUACACUGGAGGGUCGUCCGUCGGCCAACGAUUUGGACUCCUCGCUGGUCCUGCAGGAUUGGGUGACGGCCACGGAUAUACGAGUGGUAUUCCAUCGCCUUGAAUUGCCACCGCAGCUGCUGAAGGUGAAAAAUGCGAAUGCCUUCAGCGAUGAGAUGGGCGGCAGUCGCGAGGAGGAUGAGGAUGAUGAUGCGGACCUGGAGUUGGACGGCGAGCAGGAUGAGUACGAUUACAAUCUGCAGGACAACGAUAGCGGCGAUGCUGGGUACGAUGAGUACGAGGAGCCCAAGAAGCAUCUGGAACUGGAUGACGAUCAUCUGCAUUUGGACUAUGCCAGUGAUGGUGAAUCGAUUGUAAAGAGGCAGGGCAAGCACAAGGGUAGCGCCUACGAGAAGCACUACCAGAGCAAACUGGCGGCCACCACGCCCCCGCAGCAGCCGCCCAAGGUGACGCCACCUGGCAAGGCCACGCCACCUAGCACAGCUGCCCCCUCCUCAUCCGCCGCCGCCGCCUCCUCCGCCGUGACCCUGCCCAUUUCGCAGCACUACGCCGUAUCGGAUUUCGCCGUCGGCGGACGCUGCAAGUGCAAUGGCCACGCCUCCGAGUGUGUGGCCACCGUCAGUUCGGGAUCAGGAGCGGCCCUUGCGGACCAAGACGAUGGGCAGGACGAGGACACGCCCUCCGCCCCCUCGCUAGCCGCCCACUUUGGCCGCAGCACCCAGAUGAGCGCCAAGCUGACCAUGACCUGCGCCUGCAAGCACAACACCGCCGGACCGGAAUGCGAACGCUGCAAACCCUUCUACUUCGACCGACCCUGGGGCAGGGCCACCGACAACGAUGCCAACGAGUGCAAGAUGUGCCAGUGCAACGGACACGCCCGUCGCUGCCGCUUCAACCUGGAGCUGUACAAACUAUCUGGCCGGGUUUCGGGCGGAGUGUGCUACAACUGCCAGCACGAUACUACCGGAAGAUACUGCCACUACUGCCGCGAGGGAUAUUAUCGGGAUGCCACCAAGCCGCCAAAUCAUCGCAAAGUCUGCAAGCGUUGCGAUUGCCAUCCAGUGGGCUCGACGGGCAAGACGUGCAAUCACCUGAGUGGCCAGUGUCCCUGCAAGGAGGGCGUCACCGGACUAACGUGCAACCGAUGUGCCCGGGGCUACCAGCAGACCCGCUCCCACGUGGCACCCUGCAUCAAGGUGCCCACCAAUGCGAACAUGAUUCAGGCCGAGAGUGCUGGCGGCGGCGGAGGCGGAGGCGGUGGCACUGGUGACUACAAGGAUGGCGGUGGCUCGCAGGUGGAGGAGAUGAAGAAGUACUGCGGCAAGUGCAAGGCGAGUCCCAAGAAGCUCAAUCUCAACAAGUUUUGCAUGGAAGAUUAUGCUAUAUUGGCCAAGGUGAUUGGCCACGAUCGCGCCUCCCAGGACAUCAGCACGGAGAAGUUCUCCAUAGAGCGGCAGAACGAGAUCUACAAGUACGAGAUCAACAUCCAGACGAUCUUCAAGCGGAAUCCCAUGUCGGGCACCACGAGCUCCCUGCUCGGAAGGGGCAACAUGAUGCUGCUGGUGCCGCGCAAGAGCAUCGAGUGCCAGUGUCCAAAAAUAAAGCUCAACAAAUCGUAUCUCAUCCUUGGACGUGACUCGGAGGCGGCGCCUGGUUACUUGGCCAUCGGACCCAGCUCGGUGGUCCUCGAAUGGAAGGACGAGUGGUCGCUCCGCAUGAAGCGCUUCCAGCGGCGGGCACGCAAAUGCAGUUGAAUCGAACCGGAAACGGAAUAUGUCAGAGCGGAUUUCAAUUUCACACACUUGGCUAGGUAUCGGUUUUUGUAUAAAUUGUACAGUUUACUCAAGUUUCUGACCUUCUUCGGCAUCACGCUAUAAAUUAAUCAGCACUGGCGAUUUCCCAUAGCCCGUCUAUAUGUCUAUAACAUAUAAUCUCCCAAAUUCUACCCAGAUAAUCUCCUUCCGGGCGGUCUCUAGUCUAUAAAGCGCUUUACACAACAUCAGCAAACAAACAGGCCAUCCAACAAUUGGGCAACAAGCGAAAACACAACGUACAUCGUAUUCUCCACGCCCUUUUAUGAAAUACCAAAUGCUAAUUACAGUUACGUGCCAAUGGGUGGGCGUGGCCAUAACGGUUAUGUGCUGGCCAUAAAAAACAGUUAUAAAUUGAAAAUAACAUCGCGUGUCGCGAUUCUAGAGAAGCAAACAAACUGCAUUUUUGGGUGGCCAAUGAAUGGGCAACGCAGCCGGAUGGGGGAUGAUGGACAAACAGGUCGCGUCGACACAUAAGUGCAGUCAUAAACCAUCAACACGGCUCUCGACCACCUGGCAAAAAGCGUCCACACCAGGGCAACUCGGCCAAAACAUUAUUUAAAUCAAAUUCUAUGGGUUAAAAUACACUUUCAUUCCUUUAAAUCUCCACAAGCUUGCAAAAGACUAAAAAGUUCGAGAAUAGCCGUUCUGAAUUUAAAAUUUAUUACACCUUUUCAGUAUUUUACAAAUGAAACAUAACUUUUCUCCAGACAUUUACUUGAUUUUAAAUUAAUAAAAAUGAGCAUGUGGAACUGCAAAUUGAAAACUCGAAAUUAAAUCACAUGAAUUUAUUUUUACACUAAUCGCUGGCAAGCAAUUCAAAUCUUUUAUGAUGGAAAAUCGAAGACAGAAAUUAGUAAUCAUUGUCAUUAAAAUUAGUAUCAGAAAUUAGGCAUCAUUGUCUCAGCUUUCAAUGUCAAUAUAUUCAAAGGGCCCUAAUUAAAUAUGUUUUAACUUUCAUGUUUUGAAUACCCCUCACAAUUCUGCGCUCUAUCAUCCAACCGAAAAUUGAUUCAAUUUUCAAAUGUGCCAAAUUUCUAUUCAAAUAUUUACAAUUUGUUUACCAGUCCAGCAGUUUUCGUGUGCACAUAUUUAUUUUACUCUGGCAAAGAACAUUUGUGUUUUGUCCAUCUGUCUGUUUCUUUGAGAUAUAUUUGCACAACUUAUGCAAAACCAUUGCGAUUGAAAAACGCAGUGUUUCCUAACAAUUUAUGACAAAUAUUUGUGAACUGAAGCUGCAAGGGUAUUUAAAUGCAGGUUUCGAGUUUCAAUUGGCAUCGUUUCUGGUUUUCCUGCAUUUCAUGUCGGGCAGAAAAACGCCUCUCAAGAAUUUAUGCAAACAGUUUUGGCCGAUAAUUAUGCACAUGUUUAUUGACAAUCUGCUAGUUGAUUUUUCACGCGCUUUUGCAUACCAAUUUGUUGAUGGAUGCAUUAAUAAAAAAAUCAAGGCAGCAAACAGCGGCAAAGCACGCAUUUAAAAUGCAUUUAUUUGAAUUUAAUUUCCCAUUUGAAUUAUGCAUGCAAAUUGUGAGCGCAUCAGUUCCAACUCGUUCGGUUCCAAAUACAGCUAUAUAUACAUAUAUGUACAUCUAUAUGUGUCGGAAACAAAAAUCGAAGGCGUUAAGAGCGAGAUUGGAGGUGUUAAGGGAUCGGGGCGCCGGUGGUAACUUGUUUUUGGAGCAUGUGUAGGCCACGCUUGAACACUGGACACUCAUCCCGGGCAGCCUCUCGGUACAGUGAGCACAGCCCAUGACGGAAAUACUCGUAUAGUUUUCAUGCGUACGCGAUUCUUAGUUCGCUGCCUCUAAUUGGCAUAAUAAAAUCUCUCUUUUCAACGACUUUCCUUAGAGUGCAAACGUGAACGUUUGUUGUACCAGGUAUACACUGUACCAGUCGAUAGGCAUCAGGCAAAAGCAACAAAGCGGCAGACAACACGACGCACAAACACAAAUUGAACAGCAGAAACAAACAGAAAAACACCUCACAAGCUGCAACAAUUUAAGAUAUAAACUGAAUAUUGAUGUCUAAUUGAAGAUUGUAGAAUGAGAUCCAUAAAAUGUGAAAAAUGAAAUUUAAUACAUUUACUUAGUCGCCAUUUCUGUCCGUGUACCGAACAAAUGAACUUCGUGGGCUGCAUCAAGCGACAUGCAUGCCCCCCAAUUGCAGUUACAUUUUUUCGAUGUUGCUGCGGAUUAAACAUGUUUCGGGCUCAGAAAUGUAACAUGAUAUAUGACAGUCAAGUGUCGAACUUGAUAAAUGUUUUAAUGAAUUUAUUUUCGUGUUUAUAUGCUGCCAGCCAUCCAAGAGUCGAGAUCUUUUUCGUUCAGUUCGACGGCUGGCACGACACCUACUCUCUGGGUCUUUGUGGCCGUCCAAUUUGGCUGUUUUCCCUCCAUGGCUACAUCCACAUUCGCCCAUGUAUUUGGACAUCCAACCGCCAGAGCCAUUCACAUAUUAUUCAGGUCCGACCGUGACCAUGAUGUAUGAUAAAUCAAAAUGGGGGCAACAUAUGCAGGGACAGUCCAGCGCUGGACAGUUAACAUGCUGCGGCAUUUAAGCCGAGAUUUGUGUUCGCAUUCACUCCUCGCCCAGGGACGCAUAAUUAGCUCUGCUCUGGCUUCUGGCAGCUGGAUGUGGAUGUGUUUCUGUUUCUGUUUCUCUUGCUGCCACUGUUACAGUUACUGCUUCCCGCUGGCCAACGCGGCGUAUGAGUCAUGGAGCCACGUGUGGCCACCGCGCACGGAAAAUCUUGUCCUGGGGCAAAUAAAUGCAAAAUUGUCAACUGUGCACAUUUAAGCACAUUUUUAUGCAGAUGAUACCGCGCGAAAUGCGAAUAUUCACAGUUCAAAGGGACUGGACACAAAGAACGUUUACAUUGUAAUCAAUAAUAUUUAUUGACUUGGAAUUAAAAGUUCAAACAGCGUACAAAAUUCACAAAUCGCCAAAAAUUUCACUAGGCGAGGCAUCAACGUGUGAAAGUAGCAUUUUUAGCAAUUUUUGAGCAACCCCCAAUGACUUGGAUGAACCCCUUCCACCUGCAGCUCCCCAAAUAACAUUAAAAUAAAGGCUAAAAAAGGAGGAAGUGAUACAACAAAAUACAAAAAGUGAGAAAAUGAAACGAGAAAUUCAAUUGUGGCUUCGGUCUCGUCGACUGCGGCCGGCUUCAUGCCUUCAUGCAUAUUUAAAUGAGAUUUUGCGUUAACUGAAUUUUCCACCGGUGUUCUCCAGAUGGUAGUGGGAGGGGGCGUGGCCAGUGGGAUGCGUGGGCGUGCGGCCCUCAAAAUGAAAGAACAAAAACAUAUUAAUUUAUAUAAUGUACGGGUACGCACAGAGAUAUAAAACAUUUAUAUAGAUUUAAAUAAAUUGGGUUCUUUUCGCCGCUGGUUAUUUUUAUUUUCAUUUUCAUUUUUGCCAUUUUUGUCGUUCAUUUAACUCGCAAUGGGGCGGAGGCGUGGCAGCAGGCGUGUUGUCGCAUAUGUAUUUUAAAUAGAAUGCAGGCCCAUUAGCAUAUAAAUUGACACAGCGACAGUUGAGUGGAUAAAG